AUGAUUUUCAGAGGAGCUACGAUCGCUGGAACUAGCUUCACAGCAUCUAGGAAAAUGAAAAUCUCGGUAACUCGUGAAAAGAGAACUCGGGAGCUUCCGGAAGAUGAUGCAAUUACUUUCUCCGAUGAAGAUGCAGCAGGCGUCACUUUACCCUAUAACGACGCUCUUGUCAUUACCGUACUCAUUGGUCGCAGACAAGUCAAACGGGUCAUGGUAGAUACACGGAGUUCUGCUAAUAUCCUUCGCUUGAAGGUGGUGGAAGAAAUGGGACUUCUUGAAAAGAUGAUACUUGCUGCAAGGACGCUUUUCGAGUUCAAUAUAGCCAGCGAGACCACCAAGGGCGAAAUUGACUUGCUCGUGGGAGCUGGUGGGGUCACAAAGUUGACGAAGUUUUAUGUGAUUGGCGGCGAUAUGCAGUACAACGCUAUUUUUGGGAGACCCUAG
Messenger RNA from Lycium barbarum (goji berry), 444 nucleotides. RefSeq lists its product as uncharacterized. The coding region runs from base 1 to 444 and encodes 147 amino acids. The record is from RefSeq and is a predicted model, not a curated record. The transcript has a single exon. NCBI's taxonomy places the organism in Eukaryota, Viridiplantae, Streptophyta, Magnoliopsida, Solanales, Solanaceae.